Molecule: messenger RNA, 1381 nt
Organism: Mirounga angustirostris (Northern elephant seal)
Lineage: Eukaryota; Metazoa; Chordata; Mammalia; Carnivora; Phocidae
Gene: PHF5A
Product: PHD finger protein 5A
Exons: 4
Coding region: 357-629 (90 amino acids)
Biological process (GO): mRNA splicing, via spliceosome
Cellular component (GO): U2 snRNP; catalytic step 2 spliceosome; precatalytic spliceosome
Source: RefSeq, a predicted model, not a curated record
AAACGGAGGCCUGAAAGGAAAAGAGCUGCAUAAAAACACUUGCGGAAGUAAAUACCGGGCACAUAAAUGUGUUAUCGAAGGGCAAGUUUCAGUUGUCUCUUCCACCCAAAUCUGGGAAAGGCAUUUUUUUAAUGACUUCCAUGCAUCUGCCAGGACCUGGCUCCCAAGCCACGACGGAAACUCCUACUUUUUAACUUGAGGUUUUGAUCACGCGAUAGCGAGCCAGAGCGAGCGAGAGCGAACCGGUCUUGAUGAAGCCUGGAGGACCAAUCACAGCGACCGGGAGGCUGGAAAAUGGAGGCUAAAGGUCGGGCGGAAGUUCUUUAAGCUUCCGGUGGCCGGCUAGCGUUUGGACUAUGGCUAAACAUCAUCCGGAUUUGAUCUUUUGCCGCAAGCAGGCUGGUGUUGCCAUCGGAAGACUGUGUGAAAAAUGUGAUGGCAAAUGUGUGAUCUGUGACUCCUACGUGCGUCCCUGCACGCUGGUGCGCAUCUGCGAUGAGUGUAAUUAUGGCUCUUACCAGGGGCGCUGUGUGAUCUGUGGAGGCCCUGGAGUCUCUGAUGCCUAUUAUUGUAAGGAGUGCACCAUCCAGGAGAAGGAUGCCAAGAGAACAAUACAACUAAUGAGUUAAGAACACCUGUGAUAGGGGCGCCUGGGUGGCUCAGUCGUUAAGCGUCUGCCUUCGGCUCAGGUCAUGAUCCCAGCAUCCUGGGAUCGAGCCCCGCGUCCUGGGAUCGAGCCCCGCAUCAGGCUCCCUGCUCCGCGGGAAGCCUGCUUCUCCCUCUCCCACUCCCCCUGCUUGUGUUCCUUCUCUCCCUGUGUCUCUCUCUGUCAAAUAAAUAAAUAAAAUCUUAAAAAAAAAAAAAAAGAACACCUGUGAUAAAGUGAAUGGUCUUGAAGUUCACGCUUGAUCUUAGCCAAAAGGCCGAGAAGCGAUUGGUCUUGAAGUUCAAAUCCUUAAUUGUCUAUUUUGGAAUUUCAAGUUCAGUCCUCUUCAAUUUUAAAAAUUAGGUUAAUAAUAGUACCAAAUUCUCCGCUGUUGGGAAAACAUAACUUACAAACUGAAUUUUAACCUCUAACACUAUACAAUUCUGUGGCAAGAAUUAGAAAAUGAUCUCAGCCAACUGUAUAUGUCUACAAAAAAUCAGAAUGGUCUUAAAAAUUUUAAGUGUUGGGGCGCCUGGGUGGCUCAGUCGUUGGCUGUCUGCCUUCGGCUCAGGUCAUGGUCCCAGGGUCCCAGGGUCCCGGGGUCCUGGGAUCGAGCCCCACGUCGGGCUCCCUGCUCUGCGGGGAGCUUGCUUCUCCCUCUCCCACUCCCCCUGCUUGUGUUCCCUCUCUCGCUGUGUAUCUCUCUGUCAAAUAAAUAAAAUCUUUAAAAAAAUU